Molecule: messenger RNA, 639 nt
Organism: Naegleria fowleri
Lineage: Eukaryota; Heterolobosea; Eutetramitea; Acrasida; Naegleriidae
Exons: 1
Coding region: 1-639 (212 amino acids)
Biological process (GO): Golgi organization; intracellular protein transport; endoplasmic reticulum to Golgi vesicle-mediated transport
Cellular component (GO): endoplasmic reticulum; Golgi apparatus; COPII-coated ER to Golgi transport vesicle
Source: RefSeq, a predicted model, not a curated record
AUGUCCUACGUCCUGACGACCCUACUACUCGUGUGUAUGGUGCUGAUUCAUUGUACAAAUGCCAUUCAAACAGAAUUACAUGCAGGUAAAUCUGUUUGCUUUUCCGAAGAUUUACCAGCCAACACUCCCGUAACGAUCACUUAUAGUCCUCCUCCAACGGUGGCUCUGAGUACACUCAUUGUGAGAGAUCCGUUUGGAAGCAUCUUGUUGGAAGAACGAGAUUUUACAUCGCAUCAACCUCACCGAACUUUCUUGACCACAAAGGGAGAUGUUUCGGGUCAAUAUGAAAUUUGUAUCUUGCCAACUCAAUUCUCCAAGGAUCAUAUCUACAAGCAACCAGUAUUUGCACAGAUUACCAUUGAUGCAGACAGGUUUCAUUACGAAAAAGAUCAACCAACAACUAAGGAUGAAGUUGAAAAGUUAGAUACUUUGUUGCAAGAUGUGAGACAUAAGAUUGAUUCGAUUAGUUUGGAACAGUAUUAUUUCAAAGAAAGAGAGGAAAGAUUUAGACAUACGACGGAUUCCACUCAUGAAAGAUGUUGGUGGUUGGGAGUGUGUAAAUUCUCAUUACUCGUGGGAGUCACCCUUUGGCAAAUGACAAACCUUAGAUCAUUCUUUAAGAAGAAAAAGUUGAUUUAA